Amoebophrya sp. A25 is the source of this 518-nucleotide messenger RNA. The record is from the annotation of a GenBank genome assembly. Lineage: Eukaryota; Dinophyceae; Syndiniales; Amoebophryaceae.
CUGCCGGCCCGAUGUCAAAUAGCAUGAGCAUCACAGUCUCUCGACGGGUGAGUAUGAUUGGAGCGAACCGAGCUGCCAAUCUCAUCUAUGGAGGAGCAGCACCGUCAGUCGCUGUAGGCAAACACGCCUCAGUGCCAGAAGAAGAUCUACAACCAGAUGAAUCUGCAAGAGUGGCUACAGUAAUCAAGCAAUCAAAUGAAGCCGCGGUUGGCGAGAACAACGAAACAGCAUCUACAUCUGCAACCGCAGACUCAGCAUCAAAAGCAAACACGUCGAUUGCGUCAGGAUCUCAUUCUGUUGGUGUCGAUCAAAAAAUAGAAUCACAAGAAGGACUAGGAUCUUUGAGGAGCACGAUGACGGUGCACAGCAUCAACUUGAACCAAGAACAGCUGUUUUCCCAUGGCGAUAUCGAAUUCGUGUCCGAGUUGUGCCAAGGCCCGAUGACCCUUGGGAUUCACGUGUCGAGUUUGGCGCGUAAACUCGAGAGGCGGGAGUUGCAGAAUAGUGCUAUUUUAUGA